Molecule: messenger RNA, 1731 nt
Organism: Clonostachys solani
Lineage: Eukaryota; Fungi; Ascomycota; Sordariomycetes; Hypocreales; Bionectriaceae
Source: the annotation of a GenBank genome assembly
AUGGAACCCCCGAGAGACCCUCAACCUGGUGACACGUCACAACAGACCUUGGAUUCUCAUCCCAUCCACCCCGAUAUUCACAAAGCCUCGGACGGUGCCAUAUCCAAGAAAAGCAUUGCAGAGGAGCAUGUGGAUGUUUCCCUCGGGGAGCCUAGCGCUAUCGACGAUCCGAACCAGGACAGAGGCGGAGGCAAGAGCAGAGCCAUCGGUCGCUUUUACAGCAAGUACCGACUCGGCUUCCACAUUCUGUUCUGGAUGGUCUGGACGGCGUGGUGGAUACAUGGGCUAGUUUUCCAUCGAUCCGAUGCACUUGGAUGGCUCAUCCCGUUCCUACUUUAUCUGGCCGUCACUCUGCGUUUCAUCUUCUGGUGGAUUCCUAUCGAAACGUUCUGGGCACCUGUCCGAGUUGCCUGGGCGUAUACUUUCCGGCGGGUGUAUGAUGUCAUUCCUUCCAAAUUCCGCCAACCAGCCGCUGCGGCUUUCACCGUUGCAGUCUUCUUGACAGCCACUUUCAUCCCUGCUGAGACGGGUGUCAACACGCGUCCUAGUAGAGCCAUAUCUCUAUUCGGACUCGUCGUCAUGAUCGCUGGACUUUACGCGACCUCCCGAGACCGCAAGAGGAUUCAAUGGCAUACAGUCAUCGGCGGCAUGCUUACCCAAUUCGUCAUCGCUUUGUUCGUCUUGAAGACAAAGCCUGGCUACGAUAUUUUUGCUUUCAUCUCCUCGAUGGCACGGACGCUACUCACUUUUGCUUCAGACGGCGUCGUUUUCCUGACUAGCGAGUCAGUCGCAUCACUACCGUGGUUCUUGAUCGGUGUCGUACCUCCCAUCAUCUUUUUUGUGUCUCUUGUUACGUUGCUCUACCACUUCGGUAUAUUACAAUGGUUUAUUAAGAAGCUUGGAAGAUUCUUCUUCUGGAUACUUAGAGUGUCUGGGGCUGAGGCCGUCGUCGCGGCCUCUACACCCUUUGUCGGACAAGGAGAGUCGGCUAUGCUUAUUCGUCCGUUCAUCCCCUAUCUAACCCAUGCCGAAAUCCACCAGGUCAUGACCUGUGGCUUUGCAACAAUCUCAGGAUCUAUGCUCGUUGCCUAUAUUGGCCUCGGCCUUAACCCACAAGCAUUAGUCUCCUCUUGUAUCAUGUCUAUCCCGGCUUCCCUUGCUAUCUCUAAGAUGCGAUAUCCUGAGACAGAGGAGCCUCUAACGUCUGGAUACAUUGUCGUUCCGGAAGUUGAAGAGGACAAGGCUUCGAAUGCCUUGCAUGAUUUUGCCAACGGUGCAUGGCUCGGUCUCAAGAUUGCUGGGAUGAUUGUUACUACCCUCCUCUGUAUCAUCUCCUUCGUGGCCCUGGUCAACGGCUUCUUGACCUGGAUAUCUCAUGUAUCCCGUCGCCUGGCUCCUUGGAGUCCCGUCCCAGGAUCUUCGAGCUUUCGGAGAACUCCUCGCCUUAAAAUCGUGGCAAACGAGUUUGUCGCCUUCUCUGCCCUGUCCCAUGAUGAGCCGUUUAUCAGCAUGAAUAGCCGCACAAGGCUGUUAGCUACUUAUGCAUGCUGUGGCUUUGGAAACAUUGGUUCGCUUGGAACGCAGAUUGGAGUAUUGUCUCAGAUUGCGCCCGGUCGUUCAGGCGCCAUCUCACGUGUAGCUGUCUCGGCUCUUGUGUCUGGUAUCAUCGCCACGCUCACUUCGGCGAGUGUAGCUGGGAUGUUGCUCACCGACGAUGCAAUGAUUGGAUGA